CUGUGGCCGGGGGGGGAAUGCGGGGCAGCGGCCGGGACAGGGCUCGAGGCGGGUGUCGGGGGGCAAAACAACAACGGGAAUCAAAGGGUAUUUUGACGCGAGUCUGACAGGGGAGCGGCCCAGUCGGCUCCAGGGCUCCGACUUUGUGACGGGAAAACAAAAGGCCCCGCCCCCGCCAGGAGACCAGAAUGAAUCCUGAAAAUCCUCACUAUACCCUGGGAAGAAUCAGGUUUCUGAUCGAGUGUAUUGAUUGCUUCAGGAACAGCAAGUCUUUACCAGAAGCACUGUGUUAUGUCCCCAAAGAGGUCUUGUACAAGUUUUGGAAGGACUCCACCUUUUCAAACGCUCCUCCAGGGCGAUCUCAGUACAUUGUUUCAGUCUGGCAACUUGCCUCCCAACUUCAACGCAAGAAACUCUUUGACAUUGAGUCAAAGCGAGGAACCUGUAUUAAAGCCACUGGGGAAGAAUACUGCAAUACCCACGGCCUCUGGGUAAAGCUAAAUCGGGAACAAAUCCAAGAGUACAACAGCAGCUGUGAGAGUACAGAGGGCUGGAUUCUUCUGUGUAAACAGCCUGAAGGAGGUGAACGUCUGGUCCCAGUGGAAACACCUGAAAGACUACAAAGACAGCAACAGCUUUUUGGCUAUGAUUACAAACCCUGUAAAAGGUGGGAGCAGGUGGUUGAUGUGCAAUAUUCAUUACAUCUCGGUGCUAAACCUAAAGUGGCUGACAGGGAUCAGGAUGCGGUACAGAAGCUCAGGUAUGUUCCUCCCACUUGGACUUUUGAAUGUGAUGAAGACUUGGUGCAUUACUUCUAUGAUCGCAUAGGGAAGGAAGACGAAAACUUGGGCAGUGUCAAGCAUUUAGUAGACAGCGUUGAUGUCUCCUCUUUCUCUGAUGAAGCCAACGUAUGGUGUUUGACGGAUGGAGACAAUGACACCUUCUGGGAGAGUGAGGGGAACCAGGGCCACCACUGGAUUCGAUUGUACAUGAAGAAAGGCACCAUCGUAAAAAAGCUUUUUCUUACAGUAGAUGCAACAGAUGACAAUUACAUGCCGAAAAAAGUCCAUGUGUAUGGUGGUGACCGAGAGAAUUUGAAAAAGCUGACUGACCUAAUUGUUGAUGAGACUUUAGUCGGUGACCUCUGUGUUCUAGAAGACAUGAUGGUGCACAUUCCUAUCAUUGAAGUACGCAUUAUGGAAUGUGUGGAUGGAGGUAUAGAUGUACGAAUUCAUGGUCUCAAGAUAAAAUCUUCCAGAGAAAGAGAUUUGGGGUUAAACGUGGAUAUGUUUCAAGCAACAAACCUGGUUCGUUAUCCACGCCUCGAGGGCAAUGAACCAGAUGUGCUGUACAGGAGGGCAGUGGUGAUUCACAGAUUUCUUAAGAUCCUGGACAAUCUGCUUCACCAUCUGGUGCCAGCCUGGGAUCACACAGUUGGAACAUUCAGUCACGUGAAGUAUAUUAAGCAGUUCCUCCUGCUGUCAAAGCGCCGCACAGCCCUCAUCGCUCAGAGUCUGAAAGACUCAGAAACCAGCAAGCCCAACUUCAUGCCCAAACUCUACAUCAAUCGCAGAGUGGCCAUGGAGCACCGAAACAACCCUUCCCUUGACUCCACUAACAAGAGUGCUGUGUUCACGCAGAUGUUUGAAGGUUUGAAGCCUUCAGAUAAGUAUGAGAAACCCUUGGACUACAGGUGGCCAGCACGCUAUGAUCAAUGGUGGGAAUGCAAAUUUAUAUCGGAAGGAAUCAUCGACCAAGGUGGUGGAUUCCGAGACAGCCUCUCUGACAUCUCUGAAGAACUAUGUCCGAGUUCUGCAGAGAGUCCUGUACCUUUGCCAUUUUUUGUCCGCACGUCUAAUCAGGGUAACAGCACUGGAGAAGCCCGGGACAUGUACGUCCCAAAUCCAUCGUGCAGAGAGUUUGCCAAAUACGAGUGGAUCGGACAGUUGAUGGGGGCUGCAUUGCGAGGACGAGAACUUUUGGUGCUGGCUCUACCUGGUAUAGUGUGGAAACAACUGGCAGGGGAGGAGGUGAGAUGGUCCAAGGACUUUCCUGCAGUCGACUCCGUUCUAGUGAAGCUCUUGGAAGCGAUGGAAACAAUGGACAAGGAGACAUACGAGUUUAAAUUUGGGAAUGAACUGACAUACACGACUGUACUCAGUGACCAUUCUGUAGUGGACCUAAUUCCAGAUGGCAGCAACGCCAUAGUUCAGUAUGAAGAUCGUAAGGAGUUCAUUCGGCUUGUACAGAAAGUAAGACUGGAAGAGAGCAAAGAUCAGAUUCAGGGGAUGAGAGCCGGCUUGCUGAAGGUGGUACCUCAGGCAGUGCUCGACUUGCUGACCUGGCAGGAGCUGGAGAAGAAAGUAUGUGGUGACCCGGAGAUUUCAGUGGAAGCCCUCAAACGUUUAACUCGCUUUGAAGACCUGGAGCAGUCUGACACUCGAGUUAAAUAUCUUUGGGAAGCACUGACGAAUUUUACUAAUGAGGAUCGCAGUCGAUUUCUGAGGUUUGUCACGGGCCGAAGCAGGCUUCCUGCCCCUAUAUUUAUUUACCCAGAUAAAUCCGGAUCAGAGAAGACAGACGCUCUCCCAGAAUCCUCUACGUGUUCCAGUACGUUAUUUCUACCGAACUAUUCCAGUGCAAAACUCUGUGAAGAAAAACUGCGAUAUGCAGCCUACAACUGCGUGGCUAUAGACACAGACAUGGUGCCCUGGGAGGAGUAAUGUUUGUCAUCUACUAACAUCUUUUGUCAAAAAAAUGACAAUGAAACCGACUGAAAAGUCAUGCCUACUUACUGCUGAUUUAUUUUUUUGCAAAUGCCAGUUAUUAUAAUAAAAAUAAUAAAUAAUCAUUGAAUUUGAUAUAACGCCUUAUCACGUCUUCAAGAUGUCGCAAAGCGUAUCGCUGAAUAUACUAUAAAGUGUAGUGAUUGUACUUUGUGGGCGAAACGUUAUAGGAUUGAGAGAGGUCUCGUGUUAUCUUUCCCAUCUUUUGCUAAUUCUUGGGUGAUAUAAUUACAGCCAUUCAACGUUUCCAAUUCAAAAUAAAAAUAUGUGUAUAUUGCAUUUCAGAUCCAAGUGCUUAAUAAGAGAGAGUCAUACCCUACGCCCCCUUUAUCUUUUCCUUCAGAGCUGCUGAUCCUGUACAGCAAGUUAACAUUCUUGGGCUAUGCCACUUUUUAGUAAAGUUCUUAGGUCAAACAAUUCUCACCAGGGAGGGGAAUGUGGGCCAGAUUGUCCUGGCAGCUCUGAGCAGCUGGUUACAGAUAUAUUGGCACCUCCUGAAGAGAAGAUUGUGUGGCCAAAAAGCAUGCAGUGAGUGGGUGGAAUGGGAAGGAAAUAAUUAAUUGAAAUUACAUUUAUACCGACAUUAUUGAGUGGUUACUAUCAGUGUACAUAUGCUUCAUGUUGUGUUUCACUGAGAGGGAUGGGGGCAGGGGGAAGACACUUAUCUUUACAGCUUCGUAUUUCCGAUUAAUGCAAGCAUGCUUCAAGUGAUAUUGUGCUGUAUUCAUAAGAAUGGACUUGAUUGAAGUUGUGCAAAUAUCAUACCCCAGAAGCAAUAAACUUGCAUUUUCUGGGCUGUGCUAUGAGUCUUCUCGUACCCCAGAAAAAAUACUUGAUUUAAAUUUUAUUUCUGGCACAGUACGCAGUGCAGUCUAGCAUUGCUAUUUGGUGCAUUCAGGUGUAGAGGUGCUUUAUGACCCACAAGAGAUUUGAUUUUGCACUGGUUGUGGGUUCACUCUUGUUUGUAAAGAAAAAAAGUCCUUAAUCAUACAGCUAUACAAACACUAUAUAGUCUUAUACAUUUGUGUUAAAUAUACACAGAGCCAUUUCUGUGAAAACACCAGAUGAAAAUAAAACAAUUUAUAAAACCUCA
This is a messenger RNA of Callorhinchus milii (elephant shark), 3879 nucleotides long. It is a transcript of the gene hectd3, whose product is annotated as HECT domain containing 3. The record is from RefSeq and is a predicted model, not a curated record. The transcript is spliced from 22 exons. Bases 189 to 2723 code for a protein of 844 amino acids. Gene Ontology annotation, molecular function: ubiquitin-protein transferase activity. Lineage: Eukaryota; Metazoa; Chordata; Chondrichthyes; Chimaeriformes; Callorhinchidae.